AUGCAACACCCUCGCCCCAAGUACUACUUCGUCCGCUCACGGCCAGACAGUCAGAGACACCAACACCAGCGCAACACCAACAGCACCAGCCCCAGCAGCAACGGGGGCGGGAACAGAGUCAGCUUCCAACUCACGCCCACGCUCCGCGUCGACCGCAGGCGCUCGCGCGAUAUGACGCCACCACCGUCAAGCCGCCGCCGCCACCACCACACAUCUUCCCACCGCCAUCGUGAUCAUGGUGACAGCGGCGGCCAUCCAGCAGCACAUCAUGGAGACCCGCGCCGUCAUUACUGCCGACCGGCCUUUGUCACCGCAGCUAAGGAGUUGCUCGAGGCGCUAGACGCAGCGCAUACGGUGUGCAUAGGACUGCUAGAUGCGCACAAGAAAGAUACGGAGUCGUUGAGGCAGUUUGCGGGGCGGAGGGUGUUGGAUGUGGUUUGGUGUGCGAGGGUGGGUGAGGUGGGUGGUGUUGAUGGUGAGGAUGAUAAGAAAGGAGAGUCAGAGAGGCAGAAGUUAGGUGGUGUUCUGGAAAAGGUGGAGAAGGCGUUGGCGGGAGUGGCGAGGGCAAAGAUUUGGGAGAUUGGAGAGGAUGGCGGUAAUGUGGAGGAGGAGAGGUUGGUGGAAAAGGUCAAGGAUUCGAGGGAGAUUUUCCCGGGCUUGGUGGAUAUGGCGUUGCGGGAGGUGAGAGGGAUGAGAGACUUGGUUGCAGAGAUGGUGCUGUUGGAAGCAAUGCUGGAGAGCGUGCUGAAGAAACAGAGCGAGACUACUGCAAGCCAACGACAAUUGGAGUAG
Lasiodiplodia theobromae is the source of this 792-nucleotide messenger RNA. RefSeq lists its product as uncharacterized. The transcript has a single exon. Lineage: Eukaryota; Fungi; Ascomycota; Dothideomycetes; Botryosphaeriales; Botryosphaeriaceae. The record is from RefSeq and is a predicted model, not a curated record. Bases 1 to 792 code for a protein of 263 amino acids.